UUGUUGUUUUCUGCUUCUAUUUCUUCCAUCUCCUCAUCUAAGUCAUCGAUUCUAACAUACUCUCUGGUUCUUGAGUCGUUUCCUUGGGGUUCUGGAUUAUUGAGGAUGAAUCGGUUGUCUCUGGGACUGUUGUUUUAA
This is a messenger RNA of Acaulospora morrowiae, 138 nucleotides long. The record is from the annotation of a GenBank genome assembly. NCBI's taxonomy places the organism in Eukaryota, Fungi, Glomeromycota, Glomeromycetes, Diversisporales, Acaulosporaceae.